AAACUCCCCAAAACUCAAUCCUAGCCGUCCAUCUUAGUAUCUUACCACGAUUUACAGCGGUUAUUACAACCUCUCUAACCAUAAUCCAACCCACUCCUUCCUAAUCCAACGGUCCAACUUCUCUCUCUCUCUCUCUCUCUUACACACAGAAAACACAAAAACAAACAGCGAGAGAGAAAAAGCAAAGAAAACACAGAAAACACAAAGCGAAGAGAGAGAGAGAGAGAUUGAGUUUUUUUUUUUUUACAAAUCAAAUCCCGAACCAUUCUCAGCUAUCGUCUUAUAUUUAUCGAAGAUUUCAUACGACGUCGUUUUUUUUCUUCUUUCGGACAAAAAAGGUGGUUUGGGUUCUAAAACGGUGGCGUUUUGUUUGUUUUUGAUUUUAGGGUUCUGAAACAAAAAGGAUUUGCGUGUGGAUUUGUUUGCGUUUUUUUUUUUUUUUCUUAGUUGUUAUAUAUAAUUUAUGGGACUAGGAAACGACGACGUUUCGGUUGUCGACGACGAAGGCGGUACUGAUAGUAGUGUUGGUGGAAAUGGAAGCAAAAAAGGUUUCGGUGGCUUCGUCUCGUGCUCGAUUUGCCUCGAGGUCGUGGCCGAUAAUGGCGACAGAUCUUGGGCCAAGCUUCAAUGUGGGCAUCAAUUCCAUCUCGAUUGCAUCGGUUCAGCAUUUAAUAUAAAAGGUGCGAUGCAGUGCCCUAAUUGUCGGAAGAUUGAGAAAGGCCAAUGGCUUUAUGCUAAUGGCUGUCGUACUUUUCCGGAAUUAAAUAUGGAUGACUGGACCACCCACGAUGAAGAUCUUUAUGAUCUUAGCUACUCAGAAAUGUCGUUCGGGAUUCACUGGUGUCCAUUUGGUAGCUUAACGCGUCUUCCUUCAUCAUUUGAGGAAGGGGAAUUUUCGUCAAGUGCAUAUCAUGAUCUACUGGGGCAACAUGCUAUCUUUGCCGAACAGACAGCUGUAUCAUCUACUCAUCCAUGCCCAUAUAUUGCUUACUUUGGACCAAUCCAUCCCUCAUCCUCAAAUUCCAAUGGUAAUGUUCCAGAGGCUGCUAGCUUAAAUAAUCACUGGGGCCCAUCAGUACCUAGUGAGAUGCCCACUUCCUAUGCUUUUCCUGCCAUGGAUCCUCAUUAUCACAGUUGGGAGCACCAUUCCUCUCCCUUCCCUACGUCCAGCAGCCGUAUUGCUGCACCUGAUCGGCCUUCUGUUCUGCCUGGCACUCAAAGGUCGGCAAGGACCAGCUCUGAUAUACCAAGAUCAGGAUCUUUUAUGCAUCCAUCAUUCCUUGUUGGUCACAGUUCUGGUGGUAGACCAGGGAGUUCAGUGGGUUCUUCAAUGAUUCCUCCUUACCCUGGCAGUAAUGCUCGAGCCCGUGAUAGAGUCCAAGCUCUUCAGGCAUACUAUCAGCAACAGCAGCCAAGCAAUUCAACAUCCAUGCGCACACCCAUCAUUUCUGGAAGCCGAAGAUCCAGCAAUCAUAGAGGCAUGGCUCAAGUGGGACCAGUGGCCUCAUCAUCUGACCAAACUGGUGCCUUUUAUAUUGUCCCACCAGGUUCAUCAGGUCGUAACUAUCAAGAAGCAGAAAAUCCUCUGUCAAGUCAGUUCCAUUCGUGGGAAAGAGAUCAAAGAGAUCACUUGCCGUCAUUCUCAUUGAACCAGGUUGACAGAGAGUCAGGUUGGGGGUCAUAUCACCAAGCUGCUAGUGGGUCAGAUUCCAGUAUCAGAUCCAGCAGCUUCCGUCAAAGGCAUGGAUCCGAGAGGACAUCUGCACAAAAUCGGUCAUAAAUUUUAUUCCUUGUCCUUUUCCGGUGAAGCAAACUACCACUACUAUGCUGAAACCAAAAUUUAUGUAUGCUUGAGAAAAAUGAUAUAUCAUGCUUGGAGUUUGUCAGAUCUUGGCAGAUUCAAAAAAAAAAAAAAAAAAAACUGUGGAGUGGCCACCCAAAAGGUGCUUUUUGGCCGGCCACAUGGUGGUGUGAUGGACUUUGGCUUCCUCUAGUUUCUUUGCCUUUUGAGGAUAUAAAAUAAGAUCACAUGCUAGGUGGAAACAAUAGGAUUUGGGCAGUAGUCCUGCCAUUUUCAUAUCAACUUGAGUGACCCACAAUCUUAGACUCUUGAGAAGCCCCAUGGUAUAUUGGACCAACUGCUUUUCAGGGUUACUGUUUAGUGGGUCUGUCUAUUUAUGUCCAAAAACAUUCCCUUCUCUCCUUUGCAAACACUUGUGGAUUUUUAUGAGCAAAGGAAACGUGUAUAAAAAUCAGUUUGUGCUCAAACAAUAUAUGGGAUAUCCAUUAAUUGGCCCAACUUUGUAUUGGUGUUGGUCUUAUAAAAUGAGCUUUUACGUUA
Messenger RNA from Quercus robur (English oak), 2341 nucleotides. Its product is annotated as E3 ubiquitin-protein ligase RFI2. Bases 464 to 1780 code for a protein of 438 amino acids. The record is from RefSeq and is a predicted model, not a curated record. Gene Ontology annotation, molecular function: ubiquitin-protein transferase activity. The transcript has 6 exons. NCBI's taxonomy places the organism in Eukaryota, Viridiplantae, Streptophyta, Magnoliopsida, Fagales, Fagaceae.